Molecule: messenger RNA, 1056 nt
Organism: Pseudonaja textilis
Lineage: Eukaryota; Metazoa; Chordata; Lepidosauria; Squamata; Elapidae
Source: RefSeq, a predicted model, not a curated record
CAAAGAAACAAGGGCAAAGCGGGAUUAUCUCCUGCAUCGUGUUCAGCCCGACGCAGCCCCUCUACGCCUGUGCCUCAUAUGCAAAGACCGUCGGCCUCUACUCCCGCGUCGAGGGAGACCCCUUGGCGAUGCUCGUUGGGCACCACGGGGGCGUCACCCACGCCGUCUUCUCCCCGGAUGGCGUUUACCUCUUUACUGGCGGUCGUAAGGACGCGGAGAUUCUCUGCUGGGACCUCCGGCAGCCGGGCGAAAUCGUCUUCUCGCUCCCCCGCACAGUGUCCACCAACCAGAGGAUGUAUUUUGACCUGGAUCCGAGUGGACGGUAUUUGCUGAGUGGGAGCACCAGUGGCCAGAUUACAGUCUGGGACACCAGCCAGCCUCCCCCCGCGGACCCCCCAGCUACGUUGCAGCCGUUGCUGCGGUUCCAGGCCGUGGGAGAUUGUGUGAACGGGAUCAGCCUCCACCCCAGCCUCCCCUUGUUGGCCACAACCUCUGGCCAGCGCCAGUUUCCCGACCUCCUGGACAGCGGAGAGGACGAGGCGGAAGAAGGAGGGCACCAUCCAGCCACCCCUCCUCGGGCGCGGGGAGACAACGCCCUCCGGCUGUGGUGGUGCUCCGCGCCGUCGGGAGUCGAAGGGGCUGUUUCGUAGCCCGAGAAAACCAGACUCGAACCGUGGCCUCUUCUGUGGCACAUGCGAGGAGCCGAACGAGAAUCGCGGCACCCCCCGUGGUGGGGCUGCUCCUGGUGUGUGUAGAACCGGGCGCAUGGCCAUGAUUUCCAAACGUGGUGUAAAUCCUUCCACACGGACGGGGGACCUUGAAGACCGGAGCUUGUGCUAGAGACACAACCGCAAAGGGGCGUUUCGGGGGGCAGAAAGCUCCGAGGAGAUUUCGGGAGGUGUCCCGAAUCUUUCUUCUUGGUCUCCUUUCCUUUUUGAUCCAAAUGAAGGUAUUGGGUCGUUUCCCCCCCCCCCCAGGGUUCUUUUCCCAGAAUUCCUCGCUCCUCUGAUAUAACCGGCCUGACCUAGGCUUCCCAAGAUCACGAAGCCGACUCCU